Salvia hispanica is the source of this 3921-nucleotide messenger RNA. RefSeq names its product phragmoplast-associated kinesin-related protein (gene KINESIN-12B). The record is from RefSeq and is a predicted model, not a curated record. Gene Ontology annotation, molecular function: microtubule binding; microtubule motor activity; ATP binding. Gene Ontology annotation, biological process: microtubule-based movement. NCBI's taxonomy places the organism in Eukaryota, Viridiplantae, Streptophyta, Magnoliopsida, Lamiales, Lamiaceae.
UUCAAAUUCUCCCUCUUCUCUCUCUUCCCAACGGCUACUCUCUCUCUCUCUAACUUCUUCACUCAGACAUAGAGCUUCUUUCACCAUACUUCAGUCUUCACGAUGAAGAAUUUCAUGGCGCCUAGAAAUCAGAUCAUGAGAGAGAACAAUGAAAACAUUGCAGCAUCACCGAACCCUAAAUCGAAGCCGACUACGCCGAACCCUAAUCGGAAGCUCAAAUCCAGCAAAGAGAAUGCACCUCCGACGCCGGCGUCGGAUCCGAAUUCAAUGGCGCCGCCUCCAUCCCCGGCCAAGCUGAAGAGCGCACUCCCGCCGCGUCCGCCUCUCAAGCGCAAGCUCAGCAUCGAGUCUGCGGCAGCUGAUAACGCUGCGCCUGCCGCGAAUUCAUUGGAUUCCGGCGUGAAGGUGAUUGUGCGUGUGAGGCCACCAAACACUGAGGAAGAAGACGCAGGGGGUGUAAUUCAGAAAAAAUCCCUAGAUUCGUUAACAAUAUCAGGUCAAACAUUUACGUUUGACUCAAUAGCUGAUAUUCAUUCAAAACAGAGUGACAUAUUCGAGCUUGUAGGUGCACCACUGGUUGAGAAUUGUCUUGCGGGAUUUAAUAGCUCCGUCUUUGCAUAUGGACAGACUGGAAGUGGGAAGACGUACACGAUCUGGGGUGCAUCCAAUGCCUUGUUGGAGGAAGAUGGGCAAGGCCUAGCGCCACGUGUGUUUCACCGACUCUUUGAACGGAUUGAUGAGGAACAGAACAAGCAAGCUGACAGAGACCUGGUUUAUAUGUGUCGCUGCUCUUUCCUUGAGAUCUAUAAUGAACAAAUAACGGAUUUAUUGGAUCCAAGCCAGAAGAACCUUCAGAUUAGAGAAGAUGCAAAAACUGGUGUUUAUGUCGAAAAUUUAAGAGAGGAGUGUGUAUCUUCAAUGAAGGAUGUGUCACAACUGCUGAUAAAGGGAUUGUCAAACCGGAGAACCGGCGCUACAUCUGUAAAUGCAGAAAGUUCUCGUUCUCACAGUGUUUUCACUUGUUUGGUUGAAUCACGUGGCAAGAGUGCAGCUGAUGGUUUAACCCGGUUGCAAAUGAGCAGAAUCAAUUUUGUUGAUCUUGCUGGUUCUGAGAGACAAAAGCAAACAGGUGCAGCUGGAGAACGCUUGAAGGAAGCAGGGAACAUUAACCGUUCGCUUUCGCAGCUAGGGAAUUUAAUAAAUAUUCUGGCAGAAGUUUCCCAGACAGGAAAACAAAGGCACAUUCCUUACAGGGAUUCAAAGUUGACUUUCCUGCUACAGGAAUCACUUGGAGGGAAUGCAAAGUUGGCGAUGAUAUGUGCCAUUUCUCCAUCUCAAAGCUGUAAGAGUGAGACUCUCAGUACUCUGCGAUUUGCCCAAAGAGCUAAAGCAAUCAAGAACAAAGCAAUUGUUAAUGAGGAGAUGCAGGAAGAUGUAAAUGUGUUGAGAAAAGUCAUUCGGCAAUUGAGAGAUGAAUUGCACCGAAUGAAGUCCAAUCAAGAUCAAACUGGAGCUAAUGCAACUGGCUGGAAUGCUAGGAGAAGUUUGAAUCUCCUAAAGUUCAGCCUCAACCGGCCAAUGAUGUUGCCUCGUGUUGAGGAUGAUAGUGAUGAAGAAAUGGAAAUAGUGGAUACAGAUGAAACAAUGUCGUUGAUCUGUGAAGAAACAUGUGCCUCAUCUCCUGAACGAGGGUCAGGAGAUGCAGAUGUUGAUAUGGAAGAUGAAUCUACUGUCAUAAACAAUAGGAUAACAGGGAACCCAGAGAUAUCUCCUGAGACAAUGUCAGAGAUACCAUCGGAGGAUGGUAUGGGUGGACAGCCUGAAAAUGGAGAUCUUGCAUCCUUAGUUUGUGAAAAUUUGCCUGAUAAUGGUAUUUCAAUCACUCCUGUGGAUCAACGCACCUCGCCAAAUAAUUUUGAAGAUAGAGCAAAUACAUGUGAUAUGUCCACAAAAUGCAAUGAAGAUGCUACUGCUUCUGAUCUUGGUAUUAUUCCAAUUGAUGUGCCACCUGUUCUAAAGUCACCUGCUCCUAGUCUUUCACCCAGAGUGACCAGUAGCAGGAAAAGUCUCAGGUCCUCAUCGACCAUAACUGCUUCUCAGAGUAACUUCAAUGCUUCUAAUGCAUCUGUUGCAAAGCCUGCCAGUAACAUCCUUUUGAACUCUCAAUCUACUAGAAAAUCUUGCUUUGCUUCAACCGAACAGUUAGCUGCUACUCUCCAGCAAGGACUUGAAAUAAUCCAGAGUCAGCGCCUUACUCCUGCAAUGCGACGCUCAUCAUUUAGAUUCUCUUGCAUGCCAGCUGAUUUUAAAGCAGUCGUACCUGUUGUCAAAGUUGAUGUUGGUGUUCAAACACUUUCUCAUGAUGAAAAAUCAAUAGACAAGGAUACAGAAGAAUUCCUAUGCAGUAAGUGCAUGACUAGAAUCUGUGAGGAAGAGGCCUUAAAUAACGAUGAUGCUCAAAAUAUGCAGCUAGUACCUAUUAAUGAGUCAUCGUCGUGUGCUACACACAACAAAUUAGUUCCAAAAGCAGUGGAAAAGGUGUUGGCUGGAGCUAUCCGCAGAGAGAUGGCGUUGGAAGAGUUUUGUGCAAAACAAACCUCUGAGAUCACGCACCUUAAUCGUUUGGUCCAACAAUACAAACAUGAGAGAGAGUGCAAUGCCAUAAUUGGUCAAACUCGUGAGGAUAAAAUUGCUCGGCUUGAAAGCCUUAUGGAUGGAAUAUUGCCCACUGAGGAGUUCAUGGAGGAGGAAUUCUUGUCAUUAGCUCAUGAACAUAAGAUUCUUCGGGAAAAAUAUGAUAAUCAUCCAGAUGUUUUAAGAACACAAGUUGAGUAUAAAAGAGUUCAAGAUGAAUUGGAACGAUAUCAAAAUUUCUUUGAUUUAGGUGAAAGGGAUGUUUUGAUUGAGGAGAUACAAGACUUGAGAGCUCAACUAAAAUAUUAUCUAGAUUCUACAGCAAAGAUAUCAAAACGAGAAACUGCUCUUAUACAGCUUGCUUCCUGUGAGCCUAAAGUUGCUCUUGAUCCAUCUGCUACUCAUACAACAGAAAGUCCAGAGGAGAGACUUCAGCAGGAGAGAAUCCAAUGGACUGAAGCAGAGAGCAAAUGGAUUUCCCUUGUAGAUGAACUUAGAAUGGAACUUGAAGCCAACCAGUCAAUCUGUCAAAGACAAAAGCAAGAACUUGAAAUGGAAAAGAAGUGUUCAGAAGAGCUAAAAGAGGCAAUGCAGAUGGCAAUGGAAGGCCAUGCACGGAUGCUUGAGCAAUAUGUUGAUCUUGAAGAGAAACACAUCCAAUUACUUGGAAGACAUAGAAGGAUCCAAGACGGAAUCGAGGAUGUCAAGAAAGCAGCAGCAAAGGCAGGGGUAAGAAAUGCUGAAUCAAAAUUCAUCAAUGCUCUAGCAGCUGAAAUUUCAGUGCUUAGAGCGGAAAGAGAAAAGGAGAGGCGACAUUUUAGAGAUGAAAAUAGAGGGCUUCAGGCCCAGUUGAGAGACACAGCAGAAGCUGUUCAAGCGGCUGGGGAAUUACUUGUUCGGCUUAAAGAAGCAGAUGAAGCCAUGGCUGCUGCAGAGAAACGAGCUAUAGUGGCAGAGCUGGAGACUGAGAGUGCCUACAAAGAGAUUGAGAAAUUAAACAAGCUGCUAGUAGCCCCCCACUUGCCUGAAGAAGAUAAGCAUGUCGGCGUCCAAAAUCACGUAGCAGAUGACGAUCGCCACGAAGCAGAUGACGACCAGCAAUGGCGACAGGCAUUCGCCCCAUCCUACGGUGUUGAAGAAGAGCCCCCGUCAUGGUUCUCAGGUUAUGACCGUUGCAACAUAUAAAAACUCAUAAAUUCUUUUGUUUCCAAUAUGACAUUAUGUGGUCCAUUGUUUGUAUGUAACAAACGCAGUUUGCCAGAUAUAUAGAUAUAAAAAUGUUAUUCC